Caenorhabditis auriculariae is the source of this 772-nucleotide messenger RNA. The record is from the annotation of a GenBank genome assembly. NCBI's taxonomy places the organism in Eukaryota, Metazoa, Nematoda, Chromadorea, Rhabditida, Rhabditidae.
AUGGCUCGACAUUGGAGAAAUUCUUGCGGUUUUUCUUUUUUUCCCUCCCCAUAAUGAUAAGAAUCGAUCCUUGGAAAUGCACGUGAAAUUCGAAAAAAUGAAUAGAAUUGGAAUAUAAGGUCACAAAUUCUUUGUUGCCACCAUAGACUUCCCACAACUCCACGAGGAAAAAACAAACGCAAUCCGAAAAUUUGGAGAAAUGCAAAAGAACUUUUCUGUUUUUCAAAUAAGAAAUAAAUGGCUUAGAACAGAAAUAGAUGUUCUUCUCAGAUCCAUAGAAACUCUGAUGAUAAACGGCUCAAAAAGAAUCCUCGUAAAUGAAAGAAUUGUUUUGCAAGGAAGUGGAUGGGAGAGUUUCGAAAUUAGUUAUUUGAAAAAAAUCUCCGAUAAUCCUAAAAAAAAAAAAAGAAAUGUCAGACUUGUACUCAAGUAGGAAAGGAGGAUGAAUAAUAAAUAUCUGAGGCCAGAGACGAAGUUGUGAAAUAAAAGAUGAGAAAUCCUAAAAUAUCUGGAGAAUCCUAAAAAAGGGGCAGAGACGGAAGCGAGCGGGGUGCCCGGACGGCUGUUGGCGGCUAGAAUGAGCGAGAAGGCUGCAGUCGCCACGCCCCUCUUCCCUCCGCCGUCUUCCUAUUGGUCGGAGCGAAUGAUGACAAACGGUCUUGAACGGAAGACGCCGACGCGUUUCGGAAGCGAGGCGUGCUCGAGGCGAAAAGAGGGGGAUACCAGUCGUUUUCGACGCGAAACCGCUGUUUCAAAUCAAAUGUAUAACUAA